CAGUCCUCCUGCGUCAGACUGACGGCAGUGCUCGAACUCUGAGCCGGCUUCCUCGGACCCAGGACACCAGCCAUGAUGCAGAGGGCUUUGUUCGGACGGGGCGCCUUGCUCGCCCAGCAGGCUGCGGUGGCCCUCGAUGGGCCCCUGGGCUCCAGGAGUGCGCCCCUUCUCCUGCGCCUGGAUCGGCCAAUGUCCAGUGUGUCCAUCCCGCCGCCGGCAUGCAUGCUGCGGCCGCUAGAGGCGCCUCUACGGUACCUGUUCGGACCCGGACCUUCAAACGUUCCUCCACGCAUCUUGGCUGCCGGCGCCAAACCAAUCAUAGGACACCUGCACACCGAAAUGUAUGAGAUCAUGAAUGACAUCAAGAAGGGGAUCAACUACGCCUUCCAGACGGAGAACAACAUGACCAUCGCGAUGAGCGGCUCCGGACACGCUGCCAUGGAGUGCGCUGUGUUCAACACUGUGGAGCCCGGAGAGAGCGUCCUCGUUGCCAUCAACGGGAUUUGGGGAGAACGUGUGGCAGAGAUCGCGGAAAGAAUGGGUGCCAAAGUUCACAGAAUGGUAAAAACUCCAGGAGGAUAUUUCACUAAUAAAGAAAUAAACGAUGCUGUAGAAAAGCACAAGCCUGUCCUGUUCUUCCUCACACACGGGGAGUCUUCUGCUGGACUCUGUCACCCAAUCGAUGGCAUCGGAGACAUUUGCAGAAAACACAACUGCCUCUUCCUGGUGGACACAGUUGCGUCACUUGGAGCAGCACCCAUUUUCAUGGACAAGCAGAAUAUUGACAUCCUCUACACUGGUUCUCAGAAGGCGCUAAACGCCCCUCCUGGCACAGCCCCGAUAUCCUUCAACGACAGAGCAUGCCACAAGAUGUUCAACAGGAAAACAAAACCAGUGUCCUACCUCUUUGACAUGACACAUCUUUCCAACUACUGGGGUUGUGAUGGUAAACCAGCCAGAAUAUAUCAUCACACUGGCCCUGUCUCUGGAUUUUUCGCCUUGAGAGAGAGCUUAGCAAUUCUUGCAGAAAGGGGGCUUGAGGAGUCGUGGAGGAAACACAAGGAGGUGGCUUCAUACCUUUACAGAGGACUUGAGGACCUGGGACUGAAGCUCUUCAUUUCUGACAAGGACAUGAGGCUGCCUUCAGUUACAACCAUUGCCAUUCCUGAAGGAUAUGACUGGAAGCAGCUGCUUGCCUACAUGAUGAAACACCAUCAGAUUGAGAUGACUGGCGGCCUGGGACCAUCAGUUGGCAUGGUAAUGCGAAUCGGAUUGAUGGGAUACAACUGUGAGAAGUCCAACGCUGACAUGGCACUCAAUGCGCUUGCUGACGCUCUAAAGAACUGCAAGAAAUCCAAAGUUUGAAACAAACACAGGCACAAUGACUAUUCACGCAUUCAAGGAAAAUACCUAAAGGAAUUGCAGAUACAUAUGCAAUGCCCCCUGCAAGACAAUUCAAUAUGUUGAGUGACUCAUUAAUGAACAGCUCUUUUUGUGUCAAUGUAUCAAAGCCAUUUCUUGGAAGAGAAUUUAAAUGUAGUUUUGUCAGAGGGUCAAAUGAAAGCACUGAUGAGUGAAGAUCUAGAAAUAGCGCAAUGUUUUAUCUCACACAUUUUGCUAUGUUUUUUUGGUGGGUUGUAAUAAAAAUGACGCCACUAUUAAAUGAAAUAAAGACUGCAUUGAGAAGAA
This is a messenger RNA of Synchiropus splendidus (mandarinfish), 1689 nucleotides long. RefSeq names its product alanine--glyoxylate and serine--pyruvate aminotransferase b (gene agxtb). Gene Ontology annotation, molecular function: L-alanine:glyoxylate transaminase activity; L-serine:pyruvate transaminase activity. The coding region runs from base 73 to 1365 and encodes 430 amino acids. The transcript is spliced from 11 exons. The record is from RefSeq and is a predicted model, not a curated record. Gene Ontology annotation, cellular component: peroxisome. Lineage: Eukaryota; Metazoa; Chordata; Actinopteri; Syngnathiformes; Callionymidae.